CAGAGGCUCUCUUUCUCUCUCUCUCUCUGUCUCAAUUAUUAAGUCUUUAGACAACAAAACAUGACCCAUGUCUUUUGUUUUCUAGCAUUUGGAAGGAGUAUCUAUCUCCAUCUUUCUGUUUGUUUUUCAUCUUCUUCUUCCACACUUCACAUACCAAAGCCAAAAACAACAAAAACACCGCAUAAUUCUUUCUUCUUUUGUAUCUAGUUUCCUAAACAUUUUUAGCAGUAGAUCCAUCACAAGAAUGAGUUGAUGGCAUCCGGAGUUCAUGUUAUGGAGAAACCGAUUCAACUUCAACAACAACAUCAUCACCAACAACAGCAACAGCAACAGCAACAGCAACAUCAACUGCAACAACAACAACAACAACAUCAACCACAUGAAGCGUUGAAGUGCCCACGAUGUGAUUCAUCGAACACAAAGUUUUGCUACUACAACAACUACAGUUUGUCGCAGCCAAGACAUUUCUGUAAAGCUUGUAAGAGGUACUGGACCAGGGGUGGUACCUUGAGGAAUGUCCCUGUGGGUGGUGGUUGCAGGAAGAACAAAAGAGUCAAGAGACCAAUCACGACUACUGUUCAUGCUGCAGCUAACACGAACACGAACCCUAAUCAUAAUCAUAAUCCUAACCCUAGACCUAACCCUAAUCUUGAUCAUAAUCAUCUCCAAUCUUCCACCACCUCAAAUAGUAACAGCAAUCAUCAUCUCAACCCAUUGUUUUAUGGGUUAUUACCUCAAAACCCCAAUUACCCAAGAUCUGAUGCUAGGGUUUCUAGCGUAAACGAAAACCUUGUUUCUGGUUAUGAUCUUCCUCAUCAACCUCAUAUGAAUGUACAAGGAUUAGGGUUUUCGUCUAUGGGACAAGGAGGUUCACUUGUGGCUAACCAUGGUCAUAAUUCAAAUUUAACUUUUUCAAACUACAACUCCUCCAUGUAUGGUGGUGGUUCGACUACUAGCUCCACUAGUGCUCCUACAAUGGCUUCUCUCUUAGCUUCAAGCCUUAACCACCAGCAACAAAGAUUCAUGGGGUUUGCAAAUUAUGAUGGUGGUUCGAUGGUUAAAGAUCUGAAAAUGGAAGAAGCAAGAAACAGGAUGGAAUGGAAUAACAACAAUUUUCAUGUACAUAAUAAGCAUGAUCAAAUCGAAGCAGCUGUUUCUUCUGAUCCGAAUUCUCUUCUAUGGGAUACCGAUGGUGGAGGUUGGCAGCUUGAUCCUUCAACCAACAUUGGUUCAUCGGUUCCUUCCUUGAUCUAAUUCGAAAUCCCCAUCAUUUUUUUCCAUUAGUUUAGGCAAAAUUCAUGUCAAAGCAUCGAUGGGAGGGGAUUGGAUCGGAGUGAUCAUGUCAGCUAGCAAAGUAAAUUUCAGCCUUUUAGAUUUUACACCAAAAGGUUGGAAAUUAAAUAAAAGAUCAGUUUUGCGCUGAGAGGAACCUCGGAUCCUCUUCAUCUCAUCGACCCAAGUUUGAUCAUCAACAAUUUAUGCAAGAAUCUGCAAUACCAAGAAUUUGGGUUCAAUACUCCUGGUGUGUUCUUCUAUCUUUUCUUGUGUAUAUAAUUAAGUAAUAUGCUCUAUAUAAAUUAGGGUUUGUGGUGGGUUUUUCAAGGAGUGGAUAUUUUUGUUUUUUCUUUAUGGAUUAAAAGGGAAAGAACGAGGGUAUAUUGGUAUAGAAGAGAGGGGGAUAUGUUUAACGUUCAAUCUUUCAGUGUAAUGUGUUUGAAUUUGAUCUUGUUCAUCGUAUUAUAAUUAAUAUCUAAAUUUUAAACUCCCUA
Lactuca sativa (garden lettuce) is the source of this 1769-nucleotide messenger RNA. Its product is annotated as dof zinc finger protein DOF1.4. The record is from RefSeq and is a predicted model, not a curated record. Gene Ontology annotation, biological process: regulation of DNA-templated transcription. NCBI's taxonomy places the organism in Eukaryota, Viridiplantae, Streptophyta, Magnoliopsida, Asterales, Asteraceae. Gene Ontology annotation, molecular function: DNA binding; DNA-binding transcription factor activity.